AUGCCUAAGCGCCAUUUAUAUUCAAGUCCUGAACAGCCAAGUCACUCUGGUCGUAGAAAAUUUAGAGGCAAUGAUACUGAGACAUCUUUUCCAAUGCCACAAACUGAACGUCAGCAAUUAGCUUAUUUAUUAUCAUUAACUGCAAAUGAAGUGAAAUGUGAAACAAAUGAGGGACCUGAAGUACUUGCAAAUGAAACAAAAAAACGAAGUAGAGACAAACUGUCUAGCAUCAAUAAACCUAAAAAUAAAAGUGGUGAGACACAACUACAUCUUUGUGCUACAAAGGGAGAUUUAGAUAUAACUAAAAGCUUAGUUCGAAAAGGAGCUGAUGUUAACUGCAGAGAUAACGCUGGAUGGACUCCCCUUCAUGAAGCGUGCAAUCAUGGUCAUUUCAAAGUUGCAAAAUUUUUACUACGUGCUGGUGCAGAAGUUAAUGCUCAGGGUUUUGAUGGUGAUACACCACUUCAUGAUGCCAGUUCAAAUGGCCACCUUGAGAUUGUUGUGCUACUUUUGCGACAUGGUGGUAAUCCUCAUCAAAAAAAUGAUAAAGGAAGAACACCAAUAGAUGUGGCUGAUAGUGAUAGAGUUUUAGAAGCACUGAAGAAUUUUACCAAAGAUAUGCUCUCUGAUUUAAAACCUAAUAAAGAUAUGGAAAUUAAAGAAAGUCUGAAAACAUCUCCUGUUAAUGAAAAAGAACAAUGGUCUUUUCAAAAGUUAAAAAGAUUUUCAAAUGUAGAUGAUUUUUUGGAUGCUGAGGAUACUGAUCAGUUUUCAUCAUCUAAAAUGGAAAGCAAUUAUUGUGAAAAUAGUCUCACUUCUUCAGUUUCACUUGACUCACUUAAAGCUGAGCCAAAAUUUGAUAAUGAUAAUCCAAAUAUCACUACAACUUGUUAUUUAAAUAAAGAAGAAAACAAAACAACAAGUAGUGUAAAUAGUUCCAUUUCAGUAAGGCUGACUGAUUUAAGUUUUAUUAAAGACAAUAGUUUAAAACCACACAAAAAGAAAAGAAGUUCUUUGAGUAACUCUUCAGCUAAAAGUGCUGGAUAUGAGAGUGAAGAAGCACGAAAAAUGAAAAAAAGAACUGAUAAUCUGUCGUGUUUGUUGGUAAAAACUGAUUGUGAAGAUAAGAAAACUGAAUUGACUUUAGGUGGUAGAACAUCUGAACAAGUAUUAAAAAGUAUAUCAGAACAAACAAAAAAUGCUGGUUUGAUUUUAGAUUUGAAUGAAACUGACAAAGUUGGAGGCUCCUCAGCAGCCCUCCACAGUAACAAUAGUUAUAGUUUAACAGAAUCAAACCAUUCAAAAAAUCAUGGCAAGAUGGUAGAUAAAGAGAAAAACAAGAAACAACUGAUAAGACUUAAAGGUUUUCUUGAUGAUAGUGAUGAAAGUGAACAUUUAUCAGAUGAAAGUUCUUUACUUACAUCUAAUAAAUAUCAAUCAACUAAAACUGAUGAUUUUAUAAACAAAAGCGAUCAUGAAAGACCUAAAAAGGUUAUUCUUCCAGAUGAAAAGCAAAAAACUGAUUUUCAGAAUGAAAGAUUAAAAAAACUUUCUAAUGCCAAAAACAAUGCAGAUGAUGUGUCAGAAAGAAAAAAGAGAGAAAGUGCAGAGUGUUUACUCUCCUCCAGAGUGCAUCAUUCUCCUCAAAAGUAUAACCAAAAUGUUUCGUUUAAAAUAACUAAUAAGGAUACAACUCUUAAGAAAGUUCCAGAAGCUAACGAACCUAUUAAAAAUAAAUUUGAAGCUAACGAACCUAUCAAAAAUAAAUUUGAUGCUAACGAACCUAUCAAAAAUAAAUUUGAAGCUAACGAACCUAUCAAAAAUAAAUUUGAAGCUAACGAACCUAUCAAAAAUAAAUUUGAAGCUAACGAACCUAUCAAAAAUAAAUUUGAAGCUAACGAACCUAUCAAAAAUAAAUUUGAAGCUAACGAACCUAUCAAAAAUAAAUUUGAAGAUGACUUGAAGUUUAACUUACAUGAACAUGAAUCUUUAAUGGAGCAUGAAGACCAAAAAAAAGACUCCAUGUUUUUCCGAAAUUCUGAAACACAAGAGAUGUCACCUCAAAGUUUAAGCAACAUUAAUACUGUAUCUAAUACUAGCACAAUAAACAAGUCAUGUGGAUUUGAAAAUUUACAAAACUCAGAAAUUAUUUUACAAGAAUCUGCACAAGUUUGUAAGUUUGAGUUACCUUUUGUACAUUCUCAAAACUUAUGCAAUGAUUUGGAUUAUUCCAGAGAUAAUUCUCAAAACAUAUUUUCUGAGCUAGAUUAUAGCAAAGAUAAGUCUAAAACGAUAUCUAUUGAGCUGGAUUUUAACAAAGAUAGUUCUGAAAAUACAUGCAGUCAGACAGAGUGUACCAAAGAUAAGCUUAUAAAUAUUGAAAUGCCAAUAAAUGAUCCUAAAGUUGAAUGUAUAACAGAAGAAAAACCACAUAUAGCUGCAUUAUUUGCAGAAAAGAUAGAGGAUGCUAACUCUUUAACUAAAGUAGUUGUACCUAUAAUGGUGAGUGUUAAGGAUGUUAUAAGUGAUAAAAUAGAAAGUCUGACUUCUGACCAAGAACAACUUCAAGAACAACUUCAAGAACCACUUCAAGAACAACUCCAAGAACAAAUUCCAGAACAACUUCAGAAACACAGGUUUAGUCACAAUCUUUUGGAAAACGAUUCAAAACUAAUAAAACCAAUAGUUAGUAAAGAUAUCAAAAUAGAUGAUCCACAUGGUAAGUUAUCAACAAAAGAAAUCAAACCAGUUUUUGUUUGUAACAGCCUUAAAGAUAAUUUUGCAUUGUUAAAAGAUGAAACCAGUGAAUUUUCCUAUAGCAAAAAAAAAAUAAAUGACUGUAAACAAGCAAAACAAUUAUCAUCAGACAAUGCAUUAGAAAAAGAUUUAAAAGUUAUUUCCAUUGAUUCUAUUCCGAAACACAAAAAAAGAGAAGUUCAUAAAUUAGAUUUGUGUUCAGUUAAAAAUUGUGAUUUCAAAGCUGACUUGCAUUCAAAGUAUGAGAAAGAAAGUAAAACAGGUAAAGACAUAUUAAAAGAACCUUUCAAAGAUAUUAAAAAUGAUAAGGACAUAGUAAAAGAAGUAUGCAAUGAAACAAAAAUAAAUAAAGAGAUACCAAAAGAAUCUCUCAAAGAAUUAAAAGUAAAUAAAGAUAUGCCAAAAGAAACUUGUAAAGAAAUAAAAAUAAAUAAAAAUGUUUUAAAAGAAUCUUGCAGCGAAGGAAAACAAAAGAAACCUGCAAAGACAUAA
Molecule: messenger RNA, 3249 nt
Organism: Hydra vulgaris (swiftwater hydra)
Lineage: Eukaryota; Metazoa; Cnidaria; Hydrozoa; Anthoathecata; Hydridae
Source: RefSeq, a predicted model, not a curated record